Messenger RNA from Vollenhovia emeryi, 5229 nucleotides. It is a transcript of the gene alpha-Man-Ia, whose product is annotated as mannosyl-oligosaccharide alpha-1,2-mannosidase isoform B. The transcript is spliced from 6 exons. Gene Ontology annotation, molecular function: mannosyl-oligosaccharide 1,2-alpha-mannosidase activity; calcium ion binding. NCBI's taxonomy places the organism in Eukaryota, Metazoa, Arthropoda, Insecta, Hymenoptera, Formicidae. Bases 2793 to 4043 code for a protein of 416 amino acids. Gene Ontology annotation, biological process: carbohydrate metabolic process; N-glycan processing. The record is from RefSeq and is a predicted model, not a curated record. Gene Ontology annotation, cellular component: Golgi membrane; endoplasmic reticulum.
UAAUUUGGAGUUGACAAGAAGUCUUUAGUCCCAGAGUAUAAUCGACGCGAAAAUGUAUCGCUUACGAACUUCCCACGGUACUUCCUAUCGCAACGUGCAUCAUAAAUGUCAAUUAGCGCCACAAUACCUCGCAAACGUGAGAACAACGCCAAUUUACUCGCUUUCAUGCGCCACGCGUCAUUAUCCCUACGGUUCUGCGUCAGAGCGUUUUCAGAUGCUCCUAAUUAUAAAGUAACUGCCGUUCAAUGUUCAAAUGUUCAACGAAUAUUUCGGGCAAAGAAUUUAUCUUACUGGACGUAACAAUAUUUUGUUAUAGCAGCUUUAAACUUAGCAAUCGAAUGGAUAUUGACACUAAUAUGAUUUUAAAUGUAAGCCUUAUAUAAAUAUAUAAUAAACAUUUUUCAAAAACUCAAUUCUCACAUCGCAAUUUUCGCCCAGUAGUAUUUUCAGUAUUUCGAACAGUUUAGAUACAAAGCUUGCUAUAUUUGUGAGGCCAAUUUUGGAGGCAAUUCCGUAAUUAUACAUACUUAAUCUCCAUGCCCUAUUUUCACGAAUUGAAAAGCAAACUUUUAGUCCAAAUGUAGGAAUGCCAACCUUCUCGUCUGGCUAAUUAAUGAGGAACAUAGCAGAAAUUGUAUAGAUGUAUAAAUGAGGAAUAAAAGCUUUGAUUGUGCAUGAUAUGGUUUUCUGUGUUCUAUGUUUAGCAGGGUUGGCGUUUAUAAUAGAAUAUUGGCAUCUAUAGAAUAUGUGUGCCAUUGCCAUUGCCGCUACUAAAAUUUUUAUACCACACUACAAAAAUUGUAUUUGCAGAAUCUGAAUGCUUGAAAUAUCAGAUUGUAUCUUAUACUUUUUUUUGGAAAAGAAUGUUUUAUGCGACAGUACGAAAAUUACUUUCUCAAGCGUGAGUUUUAUUCCGACAUGCACGUAUUUUUUUAUUACCACCUAUUGCAUUCGUUACAACUCAUUUUACAAGCUGCGUAAUAUAUGUCCAUCUUUUUAUAAUUCGCAACAUUUUACACAAUGUAAUAAAUUCCACGUUCCUAAAAGCGUCGUUAAAUGUAAUUUGAUAUUGAGAUAUUAUCCAUAAAAAUUUCACAUAAUAUAUUCACGUACUUAAAAAUUUGCAACAAUAUUCAUGCAAAUAUGACGUGGACAUGAUAUAAAGGGAUUAUACAGACGAAUUAAUUUCAGAUUGUUGUUCGUUGCACGUUUGAAAGUAAAAUGCAGUUUCUCUGCAAAAGAUAAGAGAGACUACUGGAGCUACUUUAAUCACCAAAUGGACAAUUAUUUAUCAAUCUAGCCUGUCACGAAGACGAAUGUACAAUGUAAUUAUGACCGGAACGUAUACAACAGCGCCUCUGACUAUCAUCCACGUGGAAUCACAGUCACGCAAUGCGAUGCGUAUCUUAAUGCAUCGACAUUCGUCAUGUUUCGUGUACGUAACGAUAAUACUGGAGAGAACUCUAAUUAUGCGUAAUCCUCAGAAAACCGAAAAAUGUAUAUAUGAUAUAAAGAUAGAAGAAAAGAGAUUUUCUGUUCUGUGGCAAACGAUGCGAAACCCAUCGCUCUUCUCCAUUUGCGGCUGAUACUAUCGAGCUUUCGCAUUAGAUUCUGUCAAAUAUCUAUCAUCGCGUUGAUGAUAAUUUACAGAAUUACCUUUGAUAAACGGUCCAUUAUGGUCUAUUAUAUAUCAAGAAACAUGUCAUAUCGAGCAGAUAUUAUUUCAUAUCAUGACAUUUGAGUUAUUGGAAUAAUAAGAGCAAUUGUAGCGUUUUUAUAAAUAUUAAAAACCAUUGUUCGAAUAUAAUUUUGUUGUUAAGAGAUCAUUUAGUUGAACGCAGAAACUGUGAAACACUUCAUUAACUUUCAUUUCAAAUAUUACUGCUUCAGGCUACUGAUAACUAUACAGAACACUGCUUACUAUAUGAAUAGUGCAAUCCACGUCGCGUUUACAUCGUAGAUGAUGCAGAUCGAGUUUCUGCACGAUGAAUGAAACUGCAAUGCCGCAAAUCUUAGGCGUAACAUACACACACACACACACACACACACGCAACACAUACACGCAUAUACUCUCCUCAUCUCCAUUUCCGUCUAUUCAAACACUAUAUUCCGUUGGCUUUUACCGAUUAAAUUUAUUUGGAACAUUUUAUAUACCGCAUACAAUUAUUACAUUCUUUUCUAUUCUUAUAUCAUGUUUUAUAAUUUUCAAAAAUAAAAUUACAUUAUAUCAUCUUACUGAACAAUUUAGCACUUUGUUCCUCCAUUACUUAACAACAAAAACUAUUUGUUUUUGUGCAUUAUACGUGACAAAUUAAAAAUAUUUCAUAAAAACAGUCUGGCACUUUGAAGACGUAUAAGAACUUUUCUACUUGUUAUUUUUCUUACAGCUGUGUCUAAUAAUUUGCAUUGCAAAGUGGUUGGGCAUGAAAACCCUUUUUUCAUCUUUGAUGAAUCUAUGAUCCACCUAUAAUACAUCAAGAAAGUAUAAUUCUACAAGGUCUUACUGUACUUAUAAUAACUUUUAUCGCACCGAACCACAACAAUGCCAAAUGAAAGACGAACAUGUGUUCUGCGUGUUAAUAAAUUUUAAAUACAUAUUAAAAUAUACAUGCGUACCGUCUUUAUAUAAUACAAGACUGCGAGAUCAUCCUAUGAGGAAACAAUAUACAUUUACAGAUAUGAAAAUGUAAACUGCAGUAAUAUUUUAUUUCGCAAUUCAUAAUAGCCGUAUGGCUAGAAUGAAUAUGGAAGGAUUAAUAAACGUAUGUAUCGAUUAUAUCAGAUGAUGACGGAUGCGUGGAUGUGUAUGUGUGAUCCGCGAUAUUAUACAAUGCGAUAAUUCUCCUAUCCACGAUUGGCGCGUUAUUAAUCCGAACGUUUUGCUCAUUUUGUUUCAGAACUCCGAAAUAUCGCUGUUUGAGACGAAUAUUCGUUUCAUGGGAAGCCUGCUUGCCUGUUACGCUCUCACGGGAGACGUGAUGUUCCGGGAUAAGGCGGCGCAGCUCGGCGAACGGAUGCUGCCUGCCUUCCAGACGGAAACCGGAAUUCCUCAUUCCCUCAUCAACCUCCAUACCGGGGCCAGCAAGAAUUACGGUUGGGCGAGCAGCGGCUGCAGUAUUUUAUCCGAAAUCGGGACGAUGCAUCUCGAGUUUACCUACUUGAGCGAUAUAACGAAUAAUCCAGUGUUCAAGAGCAAAGUUGAGAAUGUAAGGAAGGUCCUGAAGAGCCUGGACAAGCCGAAGGGUCUAUAUCCAAAUUAUAUCCAUCCGAGAACAGGAAAAUGGGGUCAACAUCAUAUGUCGCUCGGUGGACUCGGCGACAGUUUCUAUGAGUACCUACUGAAAGCUUGGAUCCAGUCGGGCAAGGACGACGUCGAGGCACGUGAAAUGUAUGACGAUGCUGUAGCGGCUAUAACCGAGCACAUGAUCAAGACAUCUCCUGGCAAACUUGUAUACGUGUCGGAUUUAAAAUACGACAGGCUGGAGCAUAAAAUGGGCCACUUGGCUUGCUUCGCCGGCGGUAUGUUCGCUCUGGGGGCAAAAACUCUGGAAAACGAGCUGUCUGAAAAAUACAUGAACAUCGCCGCUGGUUUGACCAACACGUGUCACGAAUCGUAUGACAGGAGCGCUACAAAACUUGGCCCCGAAGCUUUCCACUUUAUCGAAGGCAACGAGGCUAGGAGCUUAAAGAACGGCGAAAAAUAUUACAUUCUACGACCGGAGACCUUCGAAUCCUACUUCAUAAUGUGGCGGUUAACAAAGGAUCCAAAAUAUCGCGAAUGGGGUUGGGAAGCGGUUCAAGCAUUGGAGAAGCAUUGUCGGGUUCCCGGAGGAUUCACGGGACUUAACAAUGUUUACUUAGUCGACUCGGCGAAAGACGACGUCCAACAAAGUUACUUCUUUGCUGAAACAUUGAAGUAUCUCUAUUUGCUCUUCAGCGACGACGAUCUCAUAAGUCUGGAUGACUGGGUAUUCAACUCCGAGGCUCAUGUGCUUCCUAUCAAGGGCAGUCCUCUGUACCGCCCAGCUCCCUCUUCUUUAUAAACCGGACGAGUUUACGACAGAUUGAACGAUUCUGACAAUUAUCGUUCGGCAGUGAUAGAACCGACAGAUAUAUAAAUAUUAUAUACACAUGUGUGUAUAUAUAUAUUUAUAUAAUAUGAUGAUACACAGUGGAUCGGAAUUAAUUAGUGACAGAAGACUGAAGAAAUUCACUUGGAAUUAACGGAGCGCUUUUUCGCUAGUUCUUUCUACGUAAUGCUGUGUCGAUAGCGAAAACAUUUGUGCGACAAAACGAAAAUGCACUUUCUGUUCCUCUAUUUUCUUAUUUGGUAUCUGAAAAGCGUUAAAUUUAGAAAAAUAAUGUUAUUUGUGCGCGAUCUAUUCCGAUUUUGACCCAUUGUGUAACACAAUAAAUCUGCGAAUUAAUGAAGAGGACGAAGAAGAAUUAGGCUGCCCUUCGAUCGCGCUUAGAGCGAACGACACAUUUUAAAUUAAAAUAAUUAUUUUAGGUAAACGAAAGGGAGAACAAAUCAGAGAGUAAGAGAGAAUGAGAGAAAGAAAGAGCGCGAGGAGAAUGAGAGUGAGAAAAAGGAUGAAAAUGUUAACGAACGUUAUUUAAGCCACGUUUGUAAAUAGCAAAAAUAAAGAAAGUGAGAAUGAGAGAACGAGCGAGAGAGCUACGAGAAAAUAGAAAAGCAUGUUGCGAGAAUGUGAAUGCUUCGCCCAUUUCCUUUUCCAGCCGCAACGCAAAGCGAUCUAUAUUUUACACUUACAUGUAUAUUAAUAACGUUAACAUUUUUAACAUUCUCUAAAGAUCACGGCAGGGUAAUCGCUGAAGUAUAGCCGCGUUCCUUUCUUUUUCGUCAAUAGUUACUCUGGACACGUAUAACUCUGCCAGAAAGACGCGACAAGGCGUCAUUAAGACUGGAAAUUAUACCACGUUGUAUAUUAGAAGAAGAAACAUUAAUUGAAUUAGUAAAUUAAAAUGUUGAUAAUGCGAAUUUGUGUAUAAUGUUGCAAGUAUCUUUGUGAAUAUCCUUUCAAGCGUUAAAUUUUGACGAGUUAUAUUGCGUACGAAUUUGACGAAUUAACAUUGUUAAUUGAAACGCGUGAAUUGCUUUCAAAUAGCCGAAUGAGGAUAAGUUGUGCGUCGGCACCAAAUAUCGAUAUGAACUUGUUUUGUAAAACUUCGAAAAUGAAACUGUCAGUCAAUCAAAAACAAAAAAAA